AUGCAAUGGAAAAGAUGCCACUGCCGUUCAUACAGCAAAUACCUCUUCUGUUUCCUCUCAUUUCUGGUAGUGCUGCUCUUCUUGGGUCAACAAAAAUAUCAGCCCACUGUCAGAGAGAGACUGCAGUUAAUACACCAUCCUGUGUUGUUUUGGGGUGAUGAACUAAACACCACAAAAACCAAACGAAACAUGAGCCUGCAAAUGUCAGCAAUGACAUCUAAUUCUCAGACCACUGUUGCCAAAAUCAGCUCACAGGAGAAGAAGGUUGCCCCCUCACCUCAAGGAUUGCCCAGUGUUCAGACCACUUUUGCAGCUAGUGCGGAAGGAGAACUCAGAGGCAAUAUUACCUAUGGGCCUUACGCUUAUAUCAUCAAUGAGCCUGAAAAAUGUUCACAGAGCAGACAGGCACCAUUUCUGGUGUUGCUGAUAACCACAGAGGCUCAGCAAGUGGAGGCAAGAAAUGUCAUUCGACAGGCAUGGGGAAACGAGAGCGUGGCACCAGGAUUUUUCCAUCUGUUUCUGCUUGGAAUUAAUUACAGAGCGCUGGGAGUAACAACGCAGAAGAUGCUUGAAGCAGAGAGUAACAGGCAUCAUGAUAUCAUCCAGCAGGACUUCAGCGAUACCUACAACAACCUGACCAUUAAGACAUUGAUGGGAUUGAACUGGGUUGCAUUACACUGUCCACAAGUCAGCUAUGUUAUGAAGACAGACAGCGACAUGUUCGUCAACACUGAGUACCUCAUUCACAGUGUACUCCAGCCAAAAAUGAAGCCCAAGACAGAUUACUUCACAGGCCAUAUUUUGGAAAACCAAACACCAUUCCGAGACAAAAACAAUAAAUGGUACAUGCCCUCUGAGCUGUACCCUGGUAACAGGUAUCCCACCUUCUGCUCUGGGACUGGUUAUGUCUUCUCAGGAGACUUGGCAACAAAACUCUAUCAAGCAUCAAUGAAUAUUCCUCACAUUCAUCUGGAAGAUGUGUAUGUGGGAUUAUGUCUGGCCAAGCUUGGUGUAAAGCCCACUCCUCCACCCAGUCCAGUCCUAUUCCACAACUGGCGGGUGUCUUAUUCCAGCUGCAGGUACAGCCGCCUCGUAACAUCACAUGGCUUUCAUCCUGAUGAAAUACUCAAAUACUGGCGUCUCUUGCAAAGCACUAAACACAAUGCAUGCAACAUCACAACGUAA
Molecule: messenger RNA, 1185 nt
Organism: Cheilinus undulatus (humphead wrasse)
Lineage: Eukaryota; Metazoa; Chordata; Actinopteri; Labriformes; Labridae
Product: beta-1,3-galactosyltransferase 2-like
Exons: 1
Coding region: 1-1185 (394 amino acids)
Cellular component (GO): membrane
Molecular function (GO): N-acetyl-beta-D-glucosaminide beta-(1,3)-galactosyltransferase activity
Source: RefSeq, a predicted model, not a curated record